GGCAACUGCACGCGCUGCGACGGGCGCGACGACCUCAAGGAUUUCGCGAGCAUCCGCUCCGCGAUGAAGGUGCUCGCCUUCUCCGAGACCGAGUACCUGGACAUCUCCAGAUGCUGGCGAGCAUCCUGCACCUGGGGAACCUCAAGCUGCAAGGUGGAUGAGGCCGAGGUUCAAGAGUGCCUCACCAAGAAGGUGAUGCUGAUGCGUGGGGAGAAGGUGACGACGCUGCUCAGCAUGGCGCAGACUCAGGAGGUCCGGAACGCCUUCGUGAAGGCGAUCUACGGCAAGAUGUUCGUGUGGAUCGUGGACAAGAUGAACUCCAUCGUGUACAAGCCGCCCUCUCGCGGCGGCGGCGAGCAGGAGGAGGAGCGACGCUCCAUCGGCCUCCUCGACAUCUUCGGCUUCGAGAACUUCCAGACGAACAGCUUCGAGCAGUUCUGCAUCAACCUGGCCAACGAGGCGCUGCAGCAGUUCUUCGUGGGACACAUCUUCAAGCUGGAGCAGGAGGAGUACGAGCGAGAGUCCAUCUCGUGGAAGAACAUCACCUUCACCACGGACAACCAGGAGGCCCUCGACAUGAUCUCCAGCCGCCCGCUCAACCUCAUCGCGCUCAUCGACGAGGAGAGCAAAUUCCCGCAG
Messenger RNA from Lethenteron reissneri (Far Eastern brook lamprey), 639 nucleotides. Its product is annotated as unconventional myosin-VIIa-like. The record is from RefSeq and is a predicted model, not a curated record. Gene Ontology annotation, molecular function: cytoskeletal motor activity; ATP binding. NCBI's taxonomy places the organism in Eukaryota, Metazoa, Chordata, Hyperoartia, Petromyzontiformes, Petromyzontidae. Gene Ontology annotation, cellular component: myosin complex.